CAACACAGUGCGGAUAUAGUGCCAAGGGAAAGUCUGAUAAAUUAUUCAUGUCCAACUGCAUCGGAGUGUUUUGCCAGCUAACCACGGACCCGCUGUGUGAGGAUGGGAGGACAGAGUUGUGUGAUCUGUCAGAAGGACGCGAGUAAGCGAUGUGGAGGAUGUUGUCAGGUCUACUACUGCAACAAGGAACACCAGAAACUGGACUGGGCUAAACACAAACAUACAUGCAAACCUUUCAAGGUUUGUGAGGACCCAGUGCUGGGACGACACCUAGUAGCUACUCGGGACAUUACCGCUGGGGAGGUCAUCCUCAAGGAGCCUCCACUACUGCAAGGACCAAGUCAGGUGACAGGUCCCGUGUGUCUGAGUUGUCUACAGGCUGUGUCACAACACAACUCUGAGCCCUGCUCACAGUGUGGCUGGCCGUUGUGUCUCAAACCGAAAUGCAGAGAGUCCAAACAACACCUGCCCGAGUGUCGGUGGACCAUGGACAAGAGAAAGAAUCCAGUAAAGAUCUCACAGUUCAUAACUCCACACCCGAGCUACGAGUGUAUCACGACCUUGCGACUGUGCUACGCCAAGCGACACAGCCCUGGACUGUGGGGCAGACUGUGCAAGCUGCAGUCGCACACGGAGGAGCGACGAGGCACACACAAGUACAAGGAAGACACCAGGACCGUCGCUCAGUUCCUCCGCAGGUUCUACAAGCUGGAGGACGAGUUUAGUGACGAGGACAUCAUGGAUAUCUGGGGAAUCAUACAAGUCAACGGCCACGAAGUACCUCUCACCCAGCCAGCCCACGUCGCUGUCUACGACCUCUCCUCCAUGUUAGAGCACAGCUGUCACCCCAACUGUGCCAAGAGUUUCGCCAGUGAUGCUAGCCUCGUCCUCCGCGCCGUGGUCAAGGUGUCCGCCGGGCAACAUCUCUCCAUCUGCUACACAGACUGUCUUUGGGGCACGGUGAACCGACAGUACCACCUGCGGGACACAAAGUUCUUUACCUGUCAGUGCCCGAGGUGUCUCGACCCGACCGAGAUGGGCACUUACUUUAGCGCCAUUCUGUGCGAAAAAAGUGACUGCUCGGGUACUAUGCUACCAGCCAGUCUGUGUUCCUUGGUGGAGGCUACUCCUUGGACCUGCGACUCGUGCGGUCAUGUCGUAUACGACUCCCAGGUCGAGGCUACACUACAACAGGCUGGCCAGGAACUUGCCACUCUGCAGUCCAAGAACCUCACAGAGUCGACCAAGUUCCUGGAGAAAUGGAGGUCCAAGUUUCACCAGAACCACUUCUACCUGACCGAGGUGAGGCUGGCGAUCGCUGAGAGGAUGGGUCAAGAGUCCCCGCAGGGUAUACGAGGUUUGUCUCCAGAAUGCCUCCAGUACAAGGUCAACCUUACCAGGGACUUGCUGGAGCUGCUGUCUCUCAUAGCACCAGGCGAGACCAGAGUGUUGGGGAUGCUCAAUUUCGGCCUCCACGCAUGUUUAGCUGAGCGUGCUCGUCGCGACCACCUUCAAGGCCACGACCAGUUCUACUCGGCUCUCAUGGAAUCUCUCGAGUGUCUGGACAAGACGAUAUUUUUCUUAGCGGUGGAGCCAGAGGUUUUGCCUGAAGGGAAAUUGUUGCUGCAGGCAAAACAGAAUAAAGCAGAACUACUAAAUACGCUACAAAACAUCCAAAUGUGCGCUAGUAUGGCAUCUCCCAUGUGACAGUAAACUAUGAAACAAACUGGCAAACAUCAAAUUAGGCAUUGUUUACCAGUUGCUCUGUUUCCAUAUGCAGGGUAAACUGUGGAAUAUUCACCAAUCUUUGACCAUCACUCGAAAACAAACUGCAGAUCACCUAGCUGUACGACAUGGGCCACUCAUUCUGUGACAAUCACUCAAGAACAAACUGCAGGUCAUCCAGCUGUACGACAUAUGCCACUCAUUAUGUGACAAUCACUCGAGAACAAUCUGCAGAUCACCCAGCUGUACGACAUGGGCCACUCAUUAUGUGACAAUCACUCGAGAACAAACUGCAGGUCAUCCAGCUGUACGACAUAUGCCACUCAUUCUGUGACAAUCACUCAAGAACAAACUGCAGGUCAUCCAGCUGUACGACAUGGGCCACUCAUUCUGUGACAAUCACUCGAGAACAAACUGCAGAUCAUCCAGCUGUACGACAUGGGCCACUCAUUAUGUGACAAUCACUCGAGAACAAACUGCAGGUCAUCCAGCUGUACGACAUGGGCCACUCAUUAUGUGACAAUCACUCGAGAACAAACUGCAGGUCAUCCAGCUGUACGACAUGGGCCACUCAUUAUGUGACAAUCACUCGAGAACAAACUGCAGAUCACCCAGCUGUAUGACAUAUGCCACUCAUUCUGUGACAAUCACUCAUGAACAAACUGCAGGUCAUCCAGCUGUACGACAUGGGCCACUCAUUAUGUGACAAUCACUCGAGAACAAACUGCAGAUCACCUAGCUGUACGACAUAUGCCACUCAUUCUGUGACAAUCACUCAAGAACAAACUGCAGGUCAUCCAGCUGUACGACAUGGGCCACUCAUUCUGUGACAAUCACUCGAGAACAAACUGCAGGUCAUCCAGCUGUACGACAUGGGCCACUCAUUAUGUGACAAUCACUCGAGAACAAACUGCAGAUCACCCAGCUGUACGACAUAUGCCACUCAUUAUGUGACAAUCACUCGAGAACAAUCUGCAGAUCACCCAGCUGUACGACAUGCCACUCAUUAUGUGACAAUCAUUCGAGAACAAACUGCAGAUCACCCAGCUGUACGACAUGGGCCACUCAUUAUGUGACAAUCACUCGAGAACAAACUGCAGAUCACCCAGCUGUACGACAUGGGCCACUCAUUAUGUGACAAUCACUCGAGAACAAACUGCAGAUCAUCCAGCUGUACGACGUGGGCCACUCAUUAUCUGACAAUCACUCGAGAUCAAUCUGCAGAUCACCCAGCUGUACGACAUGCCACUCAUUAUGUGACAAUCAUUCGAGAACAAACUGCAGAUCACCCAGCUGUACGACAUGGGCCACUCACUAUGUCACAAUAACUAGAGAACAAACUGCAGAUCGCCCAGAUGUUAGAUCAUCUUCUGUAGUUGUUAACAGCUUUUAAAGAGCACUUAUUUCCUUUAACAGAUUUUCCGUCUGUGAAAAAUUUUAAUUUUUUGUCAUCAAUUUAAGGCAAACUAUAGAUACCAGUAUUCCUUUUUAGUGUAGACGGUAAGAUAUUUUUUUUUAAGUGUAUGUUUUUU
Molecule: messenger RNA, 3257 nt
Organism: Macrosteles quadrilineatus (aster leafhopper)
Lineage: Eukaryota; Metazoa; Arthropoda; Insecta; Hemiptera; Cicadellidae
Product: SET domain-containing protein SmydA-8-like
Exons: 10
Coding region: 103-1707 (534 amino acids)
Molecular function (GO): protein binding
Source: RefSeq, a predicted model, not a curated record